Messenger RNA from Tetranychus urticae (two-spotted spider mite), 2705 nucleotides. Its product is annotated as choline transporter-like protein 1. The record is from RefSeq and is a predicted model, not a curated record. Gene Ontology annotation, cellular component: membrane. Gene Ontology annotation, biological process: transmembrane transport. Lineage: Eukaryota; Metazoa; Arthropoda; Arachnida; Trombidiformes; Tetranychidae. Gene Ontology annotation, molecular function: transmembrane transporter activity.
GGACGAUUACAUGAUGAAAAGAAAGAGGAAAGAGAGAGAAAGUACAGGACGAAUAAACAAAAAUCACUAUUAAUAUCUAUGGUUACAUCGAGUAACAACAGUAGCUUCUCAAUGAGUUGAACCAUCAUCUGGUGUCACUUUCAGUUCUCCCAACUUUUUUCUCUUUCGAUUCUGACUUUUCAUUUUGAUCUUCUUCAGUUGAUUAAAACUUUAAAUUAGAUUAACAAUAAGUGAACACACAAAUAAAGGUUUUUCAAUGUUUUUAGAAAGUCUUUUUUCUUCUUCAUUCAGUUUGGUGAAACUUUAAUCCAUUGAACAAGUAUCAAAGUUUAACACCUCAUCAUUGCCAACAAAUUCAUCCUUAAUUAUAUGCUUUCCAAUUUGGCUGCUCUUUGAUUAUAAAGUUGAACUUAAACGCGUACAGAAAUUGAACUUGAACUUUCUAUUGUGAUUUGCAACCGUCUUUUACUGUAAUCGGUGAAAUGUGAUUUAUUGCUCCAUUUUCAAUAAAAAAUACCAAUGAAACAUCCAAAGGUUUUCACUUUGCACCCAAUUGACCAGACAAUCAGGGAUCCUCGAUGGGAACCAAGUGCUGCUCGCUCAACCGAUUAUCCAGUUAACAUUGAAAAUGGAAAAUUUGUUCCUCAUUAUAUCCCUCCAAUUGCAUACUUUUAUCCUACUUCAGCUGAUUUUACUCCAGAGGAGCUUCAAGAAUCACAAUUAAGCUUGAGAGAGGCGAUUCUCAAAGAACGCUUAUCUAAAAGCUAUAGAUCUCCAGACACCAAAUCAGUCCAUAAACCAACCGAUCUCUUCUUUUUAAUCCUUCUUGUCCUGUUUUUUGGCUUUUUGGGUUACUUGUUAUUCGAGGCAAUUGUGAUCAAACAUUCAAAUCCAAAUUUAAUAUUGCACGGCUAUGAUAACUGGGGUAACAUCUGUGGCCAAAAGAACCGUCCUCUUGAUAAUGUACCUUACUCAGGACAAGAUAUGUUCCGUAAGCCUUAUCUUUUAAUUUAUUUUGGAACCAAUCGAACAACUCGAAGAAUUUGUGUUGAAAAUUGUAAUGAAGCCAUUUUCAUUAAAACAACAUUUAACCGAUGCUUACCUCGUCGAGUGGGACUUGAAAACUUGGCCAGUACAGUUAAUUAUACCAGAGGAAUAAUCGAUUCCAUAUCAUCGGAUAUAAUUUUGUGUUUCAAAGAGCUUGUUUACCUCUUCAUUGUUUCCUUUGUUUUUGCUUUACUCCUGGUUAUUUUGAUAAGGUUUAUGGCAAGUUUAAUCAUUUGGUUUACGUUGAUCAUUUUAAGCAUUGCUUUAAUAACUGGAACAACUCAUAUUUGGCUUUAUUGGGGAGAUUUGAAAUUCACAAAUAACUCAACCGCCAAUAUUACUCAACCUAACCUUAUCUCAGACUCUGAGCCAGACAAAGCUGAAAGAUGGCUUGUUUACUGUAUUGGAGCAACCGUUUUUACUACGAUAUUUCUUCUGGUUCUUCUGGUCAUGCGAAAACGGAUUCAAUUGGUUUGUCUAUUGUUCAAAGAAGCUGGUAAAGCCAUUGGUUCAAUGCCUCUUCUACUGUUGCAACCAAUAUUGACAUUAAUUAUCUUAUGUGGACUCGGAUUUCUUUGGUUUAUUGGGACUCUUUAUCUAAUGUCAAAUCGUAUACCCAUGGUUGAUCCUGAAUCUGGUUUUGUUGUCUAUGGAUUCGAACCACUUUACUCGUAUGUUAAAUGGAUCAAUAUAUUUGCCAUUCUUUGGUUAAUCUAUUUUGUAACUGCCUGCCAACAUUAUGUUAUUGCUGGUUCCGUUUCCAAAUGGUUCUUUCAAAGGGACAAAAGUCAACUCAACUACCCGAUAUUUCGCAGUAUGCUUGAACUGAUAAAAUAUCAUCUUGGAUCGAUUGCUCUUGGAUCUCUUCUCGUUGUUGGAAUGAAAAUUAUUAGAUUGUUGUUUAAGAAAAUCGAGACUCUAACCAAUCGUACAAAGGAUUCCCUUGGAUGUAUGAAUAAAUUCUGUUACUUCUUUUUCUGGAUUUUUGAAAAGUUCCUGAUUUACAUCAACAAAAAUGCUUACAUUGUCAUGGCAAUUCAUGGUUACUCAUUUUCAACUUCAGCCAAAAGAGCAUUUUCCAUUUUAUCAUCAAAUACUCUUAAAAUUGCGACCAUCAAUUCAAUUGGAGAUUUCCUUCUUCUUCUGGGCAAACUAUCGGUCAUUUCAUUGACACUCAUUGUAGGCACUGAAUUAACCAAGGAAAAAAUGGACAAACUCAACCAUCCUUGGUCACCUUUACUCGUUUCAGCAAUCUUUGCCUAUUUCAUUUCACACUGUUUCCUCGCGGUCUAUGAGAUGACCAUUGAUACGUUAUUCAUCUGUUUUUGUGAAGAAACAUCCAAUGAAAGUGAAACCUCGAUUGAAUAUGGAAAUGGCGAUUUUAGAUACGAACGCAAAAGAUCACUAAUGUAAAUGGAAACUGUAGCACUUCAGCAACAAUUCAGCUCAAAUCGAUUUCAAUCUGUUAUUAGUUUCUCCUUUUUACCGUUUUAUACCCAUUUUUAUAUCUCUUUUGCAUUUUGCCAUUUGUAUUUCAAUUGUUUCAUCAAAGUAUAUGCAAAAAAUUUAAAUUGUUUCCCUGUAAAAUCAUGUAAAUAGUGAUGGCAAUAAUUCAAUCCCAAAGACUUUAUUAAAAGCGAAAGUUAAAUGUCAACAAA